Messenger RNA from Dentiscutata heterogama, 120 nucleotides. The record is from the annotation of a GenBank genome assembly. Lineage: Eukaryota; Fungi; Glomeromycota; Glomeromycetes; Diversisporales; Gigasporaceae.
UUGGGUUGUCCUCUGGAGGUGUAUGUACUAGAUCAGGUGUAGAUGUAGGAGCUACUAUAGGUUGGGUGCUUAUUGCUAUGGGGUGGCUUUCUGUUUUGAUUGCGAGUUGUUGUCAGUUGA